AUGGAACGUUUGCAUUUAAAAUACCAACAAAAACCAUGGAGUGAAACUCUGAAACUUGUUCGUGUUUGCAUGGAUAAGCCACUUCAACGGCCUGACAGUAAUACUCCAGAUGGUCCAUUGCUCUCUUGUAUGGAGAAGAUACAGAGGGCGUUACAUGAUAAAUCUUUGUUUUCUGUGAUGAACAGAUUGGAAUCUUUAUCCAAACAAAAAGGGCUUAAUGCUCAUGUUAGCCCCAGUGGGACUGCCUGCUACAUAACAUCGAGCAUGUUUUAUAUAGAAGUUCAGCUGGAGAAGGAUGGAGAGGUGAUGGAUGUAAAGUUGGCUCACCUUGGAGAAGAUCCUGUGGUUUGUGAUGACCUGGUACAGCAUCUAAGGAUGAAGAACUAUGAUGCCUUUGGAAAGAGUCUAGAAGACCUGUCAAAUCUGUAUCAAAUUCCAGGAAACAGUGAAAUGCAAGCUAAGGGGUACUUUGCCUUACAGGCCCUUGAAAAAGAUCUUUAUUCAAUGUCUCUUCUAGAAAGAACACAGGAUGUAAACAGAGUUACUGAAGUACUUCAUGGAAAAGUAGGACACCUGGUGCCAAGAACUGGAGCCACUCCUAUGAACAUUGAAUUUUACAUUUCUCCCUAUCAAGUUUUGGAAGCAGAACUAAAUCCCGAUUCCCAGGUAUGUGGAACAAAAGCAGUUGUGGCAGUUGAAGGCACAGAUACGCUGCACAAACUUCCUCUUUCUCCACUGUUUGUAGAUUCUCAAGCUGGAGAGGACGGCAAUGCUGCUUUUUUGCCACUGACUGAUGAACUCAGCAUGGAUUUGCCAGCUGCUUUUGUGUUGAAGUUCCACCAGCCUAUUCCUAUGUCCUCAUGCAGUAUUGAAGAGAUACAGAGGCUCACAGGAAUUCAGAUUACUGGCUUGAAACUAGCUCCUCUAUAUGAGCUGAUUGUUCAGGCUACCCUUCAAGAAAAAUGCAGUGAAGACUUGUCUACACAUAAAUCCUGUUUCUUUGUGUCUCUUCCAGAUUGCCCAAAGCACUGUUACUUCAUAAACAAGGGCUCAGAAAAAUCAGAUUUCGCAGGAGCCUUGGUCAGUAAAAUCCCAUUUAGCCAUCCGAAGUGUGUGCCUGGCGUAAUAGAGAUUCUUCGACAUCAAGUGGCAUAUAACAGUCUUAUUAGCAGCUGCGUCUCUGAGAAGCAUAUACAUGAAGAUGAUUCAGAACUGCUUUACUUUGAAGUGGUACCACACAAGAACACCAGCUUUUCUGUCUUUUUCCUUCAUCCCGUGAAAGAGAAUUUAGCCUGUGAGAAGUCCAGUGUCGCUUUCAUUUAA
This is a messenger RNA of Chroicocephalus ridibundus (black-headed gull), 1323 nucleotides long. Its product is annotated as mediator of RNA polymerase II transcription subunit 1-like. Lineage: Eukaryota; Metazoa; Chordata; Aves; Charadriiformes; Laridae. Gene Ontology annotation, cellular component: mediator complex. Gene Ontology annotation, molecular function: nuclear retinoic acid receptor binding; transcription coregulator activity; nuclear thyroid hormone receptor binding. The coding region runs from base 1 to 1323 and encodes 440 amino acids. Gene Ontology annotation, biological process: regulation of transcription by RNA polymerase II; cellular response to thyroid hormone stimulus. The record is from RefSeq and is a predicted model, not a curated record. The transcript has 15 exons.